This is a messenger RNA of Dreissena polymorpha, 2209 nucleotides long. RefSeq lists its product as uncharacterized. NCBI's taxonomy places the organism in Eukaryota, Metazoa, Mollusca, Bivalvia, Myida, Dreissenidae. The transcript has 5 exons. The record is from RefSeq and is a predicted model, not a curated record. Bases 857 to 1393 code for a protein of 178 amino acids.
UGGCGUAGUGCAACACAAUAUAAUAAUGGGACAAGUUUGUUCCAAUUUCGGUGAUCACUUAAAACUGACUUUUUAAGUUUUAGAUUCCAUUCAACCGGGCGUGUGUUUCAAAUUUUCACGCUCUCUUUUGCUCAAUAGGCGUUUGUUAUCAUACGAAAGGUGGACUUGCUCGGUAUAAUAGGAAAAUGUUCUUCAAUAUGGACAAAUCGUGAUAGAAUUACGAUAGAAAUACCAAUAAAGAUAUGAAUAGAAUAAGUACGAUAUGUAUGGCGUGAUAUUGAAAUUUAACUUCGAUGAAAUACUUAAAGGCAGUCAAAAUCAUGGCUGUCUGACAUCUACAAUUUUCUCAAGAUAUAAUGCAACGACAUUCAAGAACACGAAAGUAAAGACUACUUAUUUGCGAGUAACUUCAUUGUCUGAGGUUACAAAAGUGUCAAAAGCAAGUAACUCCAGAGUGGAGAAAAGCACAAACAGGUUGAAUGUUGAAGUACAAAGAGUGUCCUCUUUUACGACAGUAAAACGUCCAGUUAUUAAGAAGAGAAAUGAAGAUAAAGGUUUCAAACUAUUUUCCGGACCAAGUAAACCAAAACAUAAUGGAUUGACUUUAGACGUUUUGCAAUAAUUGACGCCAUUUAAAAAUGGCGUCGAUUUAGUAACGCAAGAGUCACGUGAUCUGUUGCUGAACUGCAUAAAACUACACCCAAGUGUUCACGAAGUAUUUUUUCCGGAAGUGACGAAAGAUCCCCGAAUAAACGACGAAGAUUUACGGGGAUUUCCGAUUCACAGCCUGGCGGUUGCAGUCAUUUGCGAGGCCAUUUCAAAAGGAGAUGAUCCGUACAAGUUUUACUUGUUCUCCAUGUACUGCGCUCUUUACCCGUCCGUAGUGAGAGACGCACGGACGAACAUCAGUUUGCAAGACUUCAUUGACGAUGAUGGGCCGGAGUGGGCGGAGCGUAUAAUUGAGCGCAUGACGGAGCCCUCUUGGACGAUGGGAUGGGUGCAGAAAAUAGUCCGCGGUCAUGUGACAGAGGAGGAAUACAACAUGGCGAUGAACACACUGUUCGUCAAAUUGCACAUGUUUGACCCGCAGUCUGUCAUUCCGACCUUUCAUCUGCUGAAUCACAUCCGAGCUCUCCCGGAAUGCAACCUAGAGCUGGCCACCCGGGACUAUCUCGGAGGCCCACUGGACGCUGCGGCACUCAGCGCGCAUGCGCGGACGGCCGUAACAAAGAAGACCAUGCCUAGCAACGGCGCCUCGCGCAUGAGCCUCGAUAAGAUCGAAGUUUUUUACGGCAUUGACGUCGAGGAGUUUAUAAUGACGGAUACGCGUAAGGUCGGCGUAUGGAACGGGCGACGUCCCGACAAUAAAAGAACUAGUGACCUCCUGGAUUGAUGCAGCGUCAUGUAAUCUCGUGAUCACAUUUGGCGGUUUCCGGCUAUCGUCGAAAAAAUGCGCUUGCAUCCAGAUGUCGCAUCCGGAAAAAGCUCGCAUACCCUGGACUAAGCAUCAAUUGUUCGUCUGUGACAACGAAAUGAACAAACGCAUGCGUUAGUUGUGACGAUGUUACAAAUACGUUUCGUUGAUUCGAAUGUUCUAUCUAUUGACGUCGAGGUCUGGAGGAAUUUAUACAAUUACACAUGUGUUUAGAUUUUGUGGGAGAAAAUAGCCAGUGUGCUUCCGUAUUGAAUGUAAUAUUGUUCAUUCGACUUAUUUUGUACCAAAAUCAUCAUGUGUGUCUUCUGUGAAUGUUUUAAUUGUUAAGCGUACAUUUUUUGUGUGAACAAAUGCGAAUAAUGCGGUAUCGAUGUAUAAGUUAUGCUAUUCACACAUUUUUGAAUGUAUGACAAGUAUUAAUAAAACUGUUCUUGUGUUAUACGUAACGAUUUAAUAUCAUACAUCAAUGACAAGCGAUAUUUACACGUGUUCGCUUCAACGCUUGUUAAUUAUGGUAGAUCUAAUAAGUCACAGGCUUAUCAGGGACGACAUGUUCCGCCCAAACUGGAUUCUCGCUAAGAAAAGACUUUCUUUAAACGAAAAAUACCAUAAAAGCGGAGACUGUCGUCCCUGAUUUGCAUGUUAACAUGCAUUAAACCCAGUUUUCCCAAAACGCUGCUCUUAUUAUUCUUUUUAUCGCAUAAUGUUCAAAGUUGUGCCUUUGUUAUUAUUAUUAAUGGUUGCUAAAUAUGUUAAUAUUUGAAUAUAUAAUUU